Funneliformis geosporum is the source of this 156-nucleotide messenger RNA. Lineage: Eukaryota; Fungi; Glomeromycota; Glomeromycetes; Glomerales; Glomeraceae. The record is from the annotation of a GenBank genome assembly.
AUGGGACAUGUCCCAGUAUACAGGUUCAAAAUGUUAUUUAUAGGUAAACCAGAUUCAGAAGAUCGAUAUCCCAGGAAUUUAACAUCAAUUAGUAAUAUCAAAUAUGGAAUUUCAGCUGGUAAACCGGGUUCAGAGAUGGAACUUGGUGAGAAUUAG